AGCAAACGUCAAAAGCGCUGCGCAAGCAAAACAACAACAAGCUGAUAACAAUGGACACGCACUGAAUUGUGCUGGUUCGUUUGGCUCGCGAAAAUAACAGUGCAGCUGAAUCACCUCUUUCGCGUGUUUGUGUAUGUGUGGUUGUGAAUCCUUCAAAGAAUCAGAAAAAAGGUGUUUCUCACCAGCCGACAUCAAUCAACGUAGAAAGAAAGCCUGCAGCAUCAUCCGCCGUGAAAAAACACACUACUGAACCAGCGCACUAGCGGACACACAAUCAAACAGCAGGCCCCUAGCGUGCAGGGGGGGGCGAACAACCCAUCAACCGAUUUGGACGUGGGGCUGGGCGGGGCAGAGGGUGAAGCAAUUCCGUCACGAUGGGCAACCAGCUGGUUGCGCUGGCACCGUCACAAAUCUUCCCCGUCGAGCACUACCUCACGGGGACGUUCGAGUUUGACCUACAGUUUGAGAAGAGUAUGGGAAGCACCCGCUUCAUGAAGGUGGCCAAGGUGAAGGUCGACGAGGGACCGGCCGUCGUGAAGGUGUUUGUAAGGCACGAUCCCUCCCUGCCGCUCGAACAGCACCUCGAGCGCAUCGAGCACAUCAAGAAGCAUCUUGCGAACGCGGUCAACUGCUUACCAUUCCAGAAAGUGCUGACGAUGGAAAAGGCGUGCCUGAUCGUGCGGCAGUACGUGAAGCACAGCCUGUACGAUCGCGUCUCGACCCGGCCGUUCCUCACGCUGAUCGAGAAGAAGUGGAUCACGUUCCAGAUACUGUGCGCGCUGCACCAGUGCCACAAGCAGCGGAUCUGCCACGGCGACAUCAAGCUGGAGAACAUCCUGAUCACCUCGUGGAACUGGGUGCUGCUGUCCGACUUUGCCUCGUUCAAGCCGACCUACCUGCCGGAGGACAAUCCGGCCGACUACAGCUACUUCUUCGACACGAGCCGGCGGCGCACGUGCUACAUCGCGCCGGAGCGGUUCGUGCGCUCGUCCAGCGGCGAAUCGAUCCAGCCGAAGGACGGGCCGCUGGUCGGCGACGGGCAGUACUGUGCCGGGCAGCUGCUGCCCGAGAUGGACAUCUUUUCGGCCGGCUGCGCGCUGCUCGAGCUGUGGACCGAGGGUACCGCGCCGUUCGAGUUUUCCCAGCUGCUCGCGUACCGGCGGGGCGAGGUCGACCUGGUCCGCAAGCACCUGGACGGGAUCGAGAACGAGCGGCUGCGGCAGCUGGUCGAGUCGAUGCUCAGCCCCGAUCCGCGCGAUCGCAAAUCGGCCGAGCUGUACCUGGACCAGGAGCGGGGCAAGCUGUUCCCCGAGUACUUCUACGCCUUCCUGCAGUCCUACCUGCAGAUGUUCUCGACCGUGCCGGUGGUGCCGCCGGACGAGAAGGUCACCCGGCUGCACGGCGACAUCGGCCAGAUCGUGCAGAUACUGACUGGCGGCGGGGGAGGCGGCGGCGGUAGCGACGACCCGCCCGAACCGUCCGAUGACGACGACGACGACGGGCUGAUACUGAUCACGGGCGUCAUCACGUCCUGCAUCCGCGGGCUCAGCUUCUGCCGGUCGAAGCUGCUCGCGCUCGAAAUCCUGCAGGCGCUGGCCGAAAACACCACCUCCGAAACGAUACUCGACCGCAUCCUGCCCUACAUCCUGCAUCUCGCGCAGGACGCAGCGCCCCGCGUCCGCGUCUGCUCGCUCAACACGCUCACCCGCUGCCUGCGGCUGGUGCGCCAGCUGCCCCGCAGCGACGCGAACGUCUUUCCCGAGUACAUCCUGCCCGCGAUCGCACCGCUCGCCACCGACCACUCCACCUUCGUGCGCAUGACGUACGCGCGCAACAUCGCAACGCUGGCCGACACCGCGGUCAGCUUUCUCGAGCAGUCGCAGCACACCUGCACCUCGGAGAACGUGCCGCCGCCGCACUACGAAACCGAGCUGAGCGCGCUGCACGAGAUGCUGCACCAGACGGUGCUGUCCCUGCUGACGGACGCGCAGUCCGCGGUGAAGCAGACGCUCAUGACGUCCGGCAUCACGCAGCUGUGCGUGUUCUUCGGCCGGCAGAAGGCGAACGACGUCAUCCUGUCGCACAUGAUCACCUUCCUGAACGACAAGGAGGAUCGGCAUCUGCGCGGCGCCUUCUUCGACUGCAUCGUGGGCGUCGCGUCGUACGUCGGGUGGCACUGUGCGCCGAUGCUGCUGCCGCUGCUGCAGCAGGGCCUGACCGAUCCGGAGGAGUUCGUGAUCGCGAAGGCGAUCCACGCGACCACGCUGCUGGUGGAGCUCGGGCUGAUACAGAAGCAGGGCACGAUCGAGUUUAUCGGCGAGUGCGCCUGCUACCUCGCCCAUCCGAACCUGUGGAUCCGGCACGAGGUGGUCGAGCUGGUGGCGACGGCCGCCCGCAUCCUCACCGCGAUCGAUGUGCAGUGCAAGGUGCGGCCCUCGAUUGCGGCCCACCUGCGCCUGCCGCUGAUCGAGCUGGCCUGUCCGGAGCUGCUGCUCGACUGUCUGGUGCCGCCGGUGCCGCGCAACAUCUACGACGCGGUGCUACGCUUCGGGCCGGACAUUGCGCCGCUGAUCGCGGUGCUGCGGGAGCGCAAGCAGGCCCGCGCGCGACAGCAAACGCUCGCGGCCGAGCGGGAGGGCGACCGGCACCAGUCGCCGCUGCCCGACGGCGGCCAGCAGGCACCGCCGCCCGGGAUACAGCAGCUGCUGCGCCGCCUCACCACCGAGGGGCUGACGGAGCAGAUCGAGGAGCAGCUGCUCGCGAUGAGCGUCCAUCUGAUGAAGCUGCACCACUACAAGCUGGCGGAGACGCGCCACACGCAGCAGCCGUCCGGCCGGAUCGUGCUCGACCACUACCCGGACGUGAUGGGCGAGGUGCCGCUGGCCGGCGCCGACACGCAUCUCCCGCUGGCGAAAGGGGGCGCUCUCCCGGGGCGGCCAGCCGCGUCCGGCGGUGCUGGCGAUGGAACGGCACCAACGGGGGACGGGCUGGGCAAGCAGGCGGGCGGACGUACCACGCGCAAAAGCGAAUCGGACAGUGCGCAGGACUGGCAGCACAUGCUGAGCGCGAUCGAAUCGCACACGCCCUCACCAAGCUCACCGACGGGCGGCGGCGGUGGCGAUUUAACCGUCGCCGGCACGGCUGUUCUGCCCGCACCGCCGCCGGUCGCCGCCACCGGUGCCACCGUGCCGAUGGCCACGAUCGCGGCCGCCCUGCCGCCGCCCGUGCAUCACCACCAUCAUCAUGCGACGCCGACCACCUCGAGCCUGGUGGAGUACAGCCUGCCGGAGCGCACCACCGGCCACCAGGAGCGGCUGUCCGACUGUCGGCUCGAGAUGGAGGCGCUCGUCGCGAAGCUGCGCACCCGCUACGCCACGUACCAGCGGCAGCGAGAGCUGCGCGAGUCGACCAACGCCGGGCCGGCCCUGCCGGCCGGCUGGCGCCUGUCCGGCACGCUCGUGGCCCACCUGGCCGAGCACAAGGCGGCCGUCGCCCGGAUGGCGGCGCUCAAGCCGCACGCCGGCUCGCUGUUCGCGAGCGCCUCCAUCGACGGCACGGUGCGGCUGUGGGACUGCAACAAGCUGGACGGGCAGCAGUCGGUCAACCGGUCGCGCCAGUCGUACCACGCCAACACGCCGCUGCACGCGGUCGCCGCCUGCGACGCCGGCCAAUCGCUGGCGGUGGCGGGCAAGGACGGCACGCUGCUGCUGCUCAAGAUCGACACCAACUCGAGUAAGAUGGCGCUGCAGCAGGCGCGCCACUUCGAGGCGGACACGCGCUACACGUCCGCCUCCAGCUCGACGGGCGAGCUCGGCCCGGACGAUGGGCCGGUGGUCGAGAUGCACCCCCUCGACCAGGGCGCCCAGAGCGUGAUCGUGUACGCGACGCUGUACGGUGCGCUCGUCGGCUGGGACAUUCGCAUGCCGGACUACGCCUGGCGGCUGCAGAGCGACCUGCGCAGCGGCGUCAUCACCACGUUCUGCAUCGAUCCGUCCAGCUCGUGGCUGACGGUGGGGACGAGCAGCGGUCGCCACGUGUGCUGGGAUCUGCGCUUCCAGCUGCCGAUAGCGGAGAUCAAGCAUCCGCACGAUGCGCGCAUCCGGCGCGUCUCGCACCAUCCGACCGAAUCGUCCUGGCUCGUGUCGGCCUCGCAGGGCAACAGCGAGGUGUACGUGUGGAACAUCGAAACAGGCCACCGGCAGCAGGCGUACUGGGCAAGCGCGAGCCCACCGCUCUCCAACAGCAACGCGUCCUCGCACUCGGUCUGCGCGCUGCUGCCGGGUGUGAACGAUGGCAACCCGUUCCUGCUGACUGGAGGGACCGACCAGCGCCUGCGCUACUGGGAUCCGGUCAACAUCGAAAACUGUGCGCUGGUUGUGCCGUCCGCCCGGGACUAUGCCCCGCUCAACGUCACGUACGAAUCACGCCUAAUCGACGGCACGAAAGUAAUCUCCGAGAUACACUGCAACAACAACAGCAAUAACAACAACAACAAUAGCAACGUGCAAAUCAACAACAACAACAACAACAGCAACAACAGCAGCAAUACCAACGCAAACCAGACCGGCGGAGGGCAAAGUGGCGGAACGGCCGGCAACAAUGCGAACACACCGGGUGGCGGCAGUGCAGGGGCGACUCCCGGCGGCCCAGGGUCCGGUGCCGGCGGGUCCGGUGAGCGGGGCGGCCGGCAGCCGGACGAUGACCACCGGGUGGGGCCGGAAAUGCCCGCCCACGGGCAUAACGACGUGAUCAGCGAUCUGCUGAUGUGCCGCUCGGCGAAGCAAACGUUCAUCGCGUCCAGCAGCCGGGACGGCGUGAUCAAGCUGUGGAAGUGAGCGCCGGAAGUCGUCGGCAGUCUGCGGACGGUGCACGGUAAAAGGGGAAGUAGUAUUAAGCCUUAUUAACAUUUCUUUCCCUCACAGGUGAUCAUGUUUCCUAUUUUUCGUUUCAUUUAUUGCUUUAUGAUCUGUUGUUGCAUUACUCAUACUCUAUUGUGCUGAGAUUAAUCUCUUUCUGUUGUGAUUGCGGGAGCGAACGUUCGCUAGUGGUAUUUUGCUAGAGGAUACUGCAUAACAGUGUGUAUCUUGCAGGUUAAAGUUAUUCAACUCAGGAUGCUAUUAUCCUAGAAAUAUAAAAUUAAGAAUCACUUA
Anopheles coluzzii is the source of this 5150-nucleotide messenger RNA. RefSeq names its product phosphoinositide 3-kinase regulatory subunit 4 (gene Vps15). Gene Ontology annotation, biological process: late endosome to vacuole transport; macroautophagy; protein targeting to vacuole. Gene Ontology annotation, molecular function: ATP binding; protein serine/threonine kinase activity; protein binding. Lineage: Eukaryota; Metazoa; Arthropoda; Insecta; Diptera; Culicidae. Gene Ontology annotation, cellular component: phosphatidylinositol 3-kinase complex, class III, type II; nucleus-vacuole junction; late endosome. Bases 375 to 4835 code for a protein of 1486 amino acids. The record is from RefSeq and is a predicted model, not a curated record. The transcript has 4 exons.